Cavenderia fasciculata is the source of this 3990-nucleotide messenger RNA. RefSeq names its product phospholipase D1 (gene pldC). The transcript has 9 exons. Gene Ontology annotation, molecular function: catalytic activity. The coding region runs from base 1 to 3990 and encodes 1329 amino acids. The record is from RefSeq and is a predicted model, not a curated record. Gene Ontology annotation, biological process: cell motility. NCBI's taxonomy places the organism in Eukaryota, Evosea, Eumycetozoa, Acytosteliales, Cavenderiaceae.
AUGGAAGAUAGUUUUGAAUAUCGAACAGCAUCAGGAGGAGGAGGGGGGAUGAGCGACGGUGAAUAUAUAUAUAACCAAGAUGAAGAUGAUGACGAUGAUUUAACAAACACCGACACUGAUAGUAGUAUCGAUCAUAUCGUGCAAUACAAGAUACCACACGGUCACAGGCAUCAUCAACAAGGUGAAAUAUAUCAUAAACACCAUCAACAUCAUCACCAAAAUAGAAAUGGUAGUCGACACAGCCGAGAGUUUCAUAUUAAUUAUCAAGAUGACUUGUCUAUGCAUUUACCAACAUCAAACAAUUCCAGUGGAAAUAAUAAUGCACUCAAGAAAAGACAAAGUAUCAAUCAAGCAGAUUCAUUUGUCUAUUCAGCCGAUGAUAUAGAUAUCCAAGAGGAUGAUGAUGAUGAUCAUGACGACGAAUUAUUCGAUGUAGACGAAUACGAAAAUAAUAGUAAUCUUAGUGCUAUCAAUGGUGAUAAUACAGAGGAUAGUUCCAUUGCUUCAACUCUUACCAAUACAACUAAUAAUAUGACAACUACCAAUACAACGACUACCAAUACGAAUACAAAUACAAAUACAACAACAACAAAUACCAACAAUAAUCAUAAUAGACAACACCGAUCAAGUAUAAGUUCACUCAACACUAGAAAUAUAGUUAGUUCCAAUUCCAACCUUAAUCAUUCCACUCCAAAUUUCCCUGCACCCAAUCCCGACCUACUUACAACCAGUACCACAUCGACUACCAGUACAACAACCAACAACAACAAUAAUAAUAAUAAUAAUAAUGGCAAUACUACCAACCGAGGUAGAAAGAGUCUCUAUCAAGCAACAACACAUAGAGUAAAGAAUGCACUUGGAUUCUCACCAUUAUUUAUGAGACGUACAACACAACAAAAUCUCAACAAUCUCAAUCAUCCAUCCAUCCAAAGAACCAAUAGUACAAUCUUGGAAAAAUAUCUUUAUAAGAAAACUUAUUUUUCAAGAGAAGAAUUACAUAGAUUAUAUAAUAUAUUUAAAAAAGAAGAAAUUUCAAAUAUUGAUUUCUCCGAGUUUCUUAUAUUCCAAGGUUUGUCGUUUUUGGUUCAUUUGCCACAUGGUGUUGAUAUUUUGACAAAGUUGAUUCUAGAAUAUGACGAAAUGUUGAGCCUAAUGGACCGAGGCAGCAAAAGUCUACAUGCAUCGACCAUCAGCAACAAUGAAGAGGAUGCAAUCGGUGGAGAAUUUGAUGUCGAAGGUACUGUUAGACAACAAUUGGAACACAUCAAGAAUUUCAAUGUCUACAGUGACAUGAAGCUAAACAACGAAUCAUUUAGUUCACUCAACACCUCUUCACUCGUUCUUCGUUGGAGAACUGCUAUCGAUGGACUCACCGAAUGUCUAUUUACCUAUAUGAGAAAGAAAUAUGCUGUCCCACCUCAUAAAAAUCCUUCCAUAUCUCAAAUCAUUGAUAUUGUUUCAAUUAUGACAAGAGGAACUUAUAAAGAAAAAUCAGAACUUGUUUUUAAAAUGUGUAAAAAGAAAUCAGAAGAUGGUAUUUAUAAAUCGGAAUUAAUGGAAUUGGUAAAAUUGGUUGAUUCCUUGACUGUCGUAAAUGAAUUUGGUUAUGGUAAUAUUGGUACACCAGACGAAAUUGUAAAUAAUAUAUUUAAAGAAUCAUAUAGUAAUUAUAAUUCAUUAAAGGCAGGAACUACACCGUCUCAACUUGUAAAAGAAAGUAGUAAAUCUGAACAAAAAGUCAAUAGUCAUUUAUUACAUGAUCUAUUUUUAAAACGUUCAUCAAUCAAUGCAGAUGUUCCAAGAUGUUUUGGUUAUUUUGAUUUAAUUUAUGCUUGUUUUGUUAAACCAAUUGAAAUUAAUAAUACGCAAUCAUUUUCAAGUUGGUUAUAUAAAGUUAAAUAUAUUGGAGUUUUUAAAUAUGCUUAUUCUCUUAGAUAUUUUGAUUGUAGAGAUGGAUUUUUAAUUGCUUACAAGAGAUUAAGAUUGAAUAAAAAUGUACCAUCAAAAGUAAUAUGUUUAUUUAAUACAAGUGUUAAAGUAUUACCAAAAGAACAUCCAAAUCAUCAUAAACAUGGAUCAAUUUUAAAGACGAUAUUUAGAACUGGUAACAAAGAGAUUGAUGAAAGUAAAGACGCAACCGAUUUUGUGUUGGAACUCAACGACAAGGAACACACCUUUAUUGCAUUGUCAUCAUCAAAAGCAGCCAAUUUCAUCAAUUCCAUUCGUUCAAAUUCCAAAGGAUCAUAUAGAUUCCAUUCAUAUGCAUCACCACGUGACGAUAUCAAUGUCGACUAUAUCAUUAAUGGUCAAGACUACUUUAAACGUAUCUAUCAUGCCAUCAAGAAUGCAAAGAAUGAAAUAUUUAUUGCUGGUUGGUGUAUAUCGCCCACACUUACUUUGGUUCGUGGUGAAGAUCGUGAUGAUGAAGACGUUCGUGGUCAUCUCUACCGUCUUGACCAUCUCCUCUACAAAAAGGCAGCCGAAGGUGUAAAGAUUUAUAUUCUCAUUUGGGAUGAAACCAUUAUUGCCGGUGAUCUUGGAAGUAGAUUCGUUAAAUCACUCUUUGAAAAGUUACACAGUCGUAACAUCAAGGUUGUCCGUCAUCCACAUCUCCUUCCACUCUCUUGGUCACAUCAUCAAAAGAUUGUAGUCAUUGAUCAAAGUUUAGCAUAUCUAGGUGGUAUGGAUUUAUGUUUUGGUAGAUAUGAUACUACAAAUUAUUAUUUAAAUGAUAAUAGAGAAUUAAUAUUUCCAGGAGCAGAUUAUAUUAAUAGUUGUGUAUUAAAACCAAAAUCAAAUGAAAAGACAUGUGUUAUUGAUAGAAAGAAUGUACCAAGAAUGCCAUGGCACGAUGUGUCUAUUUCAAUUGAUGGUUUGGCAGCAAGAGAUGUAGCAACCAAUUUUAUCCAAAGAUGGAAUCAUGCCAAGAAUGCAAAUAGAGACUAUAAGAAAUAUCCUUAUCUCAUUCCAACCUCUGAUCCUCUCCCUCCACCAAUUCAAGUUGGUGAAUCCAAAGUUCAAAUUGUUCGUUCUGUCAGUGAUUGGUCAGCAGGACAAUCUUUGGAAAACUCCAUCUACAAGGCAUACAUUAAUCUAAUCAAUAUGUCACAAUACUACAUUUACAUUCAAAAUCAAUUUUUCAUUAGUUCAACUGGUAAUCCUCAACCAAAUAAUCAAAUUGCUUUUGCUAUUAUGAAAAGAAUUGAAAAAGCAAUAAUUUUAAAAGAAAUAUUUAAAGUUAUAAUAUUAAUUCCAAUUCAUAGUGAAGGGGAUUUAUUUACACAAGAGACACAAUUGAUUGUAAAGUGGACAUUGAAAUCGGUUCAAGGAAUCAUCAAUGAAUUGAAUAGCAAGUAUCCACACGUCGAUGUCAAUCAAUACAUGUCUGUCAACUCACUUCGUAAUUGGGGAACCAAUGGCGAGGUGGUCUUUACCGAACAGAUCUAUAUUCACUCCAAGUUGAUGAUUGUAGAUGACCGUGUCACGAUCAUUGGCUCGGCCAACAUCAACGAUCGUUCACUCAACGGAUCAAGAGACAGCGAGAUUUGUGCCGUCAUUGAGGAUCGCGAGAUUGUCGAAUCGAGAAUGAAUGGCCAACUUCACAUGGCCAGUCAUUUUUCACUCAAUCUCCGAUGCCAGCUGUGGGAGUCGCAUCUCGGUCUCCAACCAACCACUGUCAUUGAUGGCAAAGACUCGGAACAUAUCCGUCGUGCCAUCAAGGAUCCACUCGACCAAUGGACCUACGAUGUGCUCUGGCGUCAAACUUCAAAAUCAAACACUGACAUUUAUCAGGCGGCCUUUGGCAAUUACAUCCCAGAGAAUUGUACCAAGAUUUCACAAUACACUCGAGACGGUCGUUUACCUUCCUCUUCACUCAAUCAAUCGAAUCUUGAACAAAUUCAGGGCUAUCUUGUCGAUUUUCCAUUUAAAAUGUUAAUAGACGAUGAAGAACCUGCUUCAAUCUAUUCAGAUAUUAUUACUGAAAUCUAA